Oikopleura dioica is the source of this 1257-nucleotide messenger RNA. NCBI's taxonomy places the organism in Eukaryota, Metazoa, Chordata, Appendicularia, Copelata, Oikopleuridae. The record is from the annotation of a GenBank genome assembly.
AUGUCAGCAGUGGCACAGAAAAAUGACUACUACAGAAACUGCAAUAUCCCGAAUCUGAUCAAUAAAUGGAAAAUGAAGAAUCCUUGGUUGUUUCUCAAAGAUGGAAAGCUCUUUUGCAAGGCCUGCAUCGACUAUACGGCGAUUAAUAAGGCUUUCUCGGACCAAAGAAACAAGUUCUCCAACGAAGGCAUCACAAACAUCCGUUCCUCAUCAAUCAUACAACAUGGUAGAACGCAUACUCAUCUCGCCGCUGUUCAAGCAGCGACUCAGCAACCAAGCCCAAAUUCCAUUGGAAAUUUAAUUGUUGUUGCCGAAGCGGCAGGCUUGAUUCGAACGGCUGAUAAAGUGGAUCUUAGAGGAGAUCAUGCAAACCUGCAGAAGGCGACACUGAAUGUAUCCGACGAUUUAUCCGCUCGCAUAACACCACCUCCAAAAGAAGAAGCUUCCAAAAACACCUCAGACUCGACGACGCAAAUGUCGGCAGCGGCACAACAAAAUGACUACUACAGAAAUUGCAACGUCCCUUUUUUGGUUAAUAAAUGGAGAAAGAGACAUCCUUGGUUGUUCCUUAAAGAUGGAAAGCUGUUUUGUCAGAUCUGCAUCGACUACAAGGAAAUGUCUGCCAUAACAUGUUGUCCCGCAAAAAAUACGUUCUGCCACGAGGGCAGUACAAAUUUCCGAGCCUCACCCAUUGAAGAUCAUGCGCGAUCAUUAACCCAUCUUCUGGCAGUUCGAGCAACGACUCAGCAGUCGAGCGAAAAAGAAAUAGAUGCUGCAGAUGAAGAGAUCUCUCUCAAAGAAGAAAACGAAGGAGAAGAAAUAUCAGUAAAAGAAGAAGUUGUCGAAAACGAAGAGAUCUGUAUCAAGCAAGAGGUGGUAGAGGAAGAACAAGCUAUUGCCACGCCAUUCUCGUGUGAGCCACUUCCUGAGUCGAUAAAAGAAGAAAUCGCCGAGGAAAUAACCAUCAAAGAAGAACCAAAAGACGAAGAAAACAAUGCCGAUGCUCCGCCGCCUCUCCCUGAAAAACCAUCAAGAAAAGAGAAAAUGGAUAAAUCGACUUAUUGUGAUAAUAUUUUUGAAGCGAUAAAACUUUCUUGCAAUCAAAUGAACAAGGCGCAAGUGUCAAACUACAACGAACAAAUAAAAAUGUGUCAGAAGACUGUCAACGAUGUCUGCGAAGUCGCUGAGCAGAGUUCCGCUUCUGCAUAUUUUUUGGCACUUUGGCUCGUUACACUUGUUUUUGCUCUUUUCAAAUGA